AACAUUGCUGCCUUGCAAGAACUAAGAACCCUACAGCAGUUCCCUUGCGUCAAGGUUCAAUCUUCUUUGUUUAUAAGGUAACCCAUCGAUGUUAUCGUCCCUCUUUCAAUGGUUUCUUCGAUUUCUGCCGUUGUUUGCUUGAAAUUUUAACAGUCAUGAUGAUUUCUGCUGUGAGUAUUGGAUUGGAUAGUAAUGGAGGCUAUAGGUGAUGUGCUUUACUAGCUGUUUAACAAGUUGAGAGUAUUUUUAGUUACUUGAUUAGAGAGAUGUGGCAUGCAAUUACCCCAGAAAACUCCAUAGUUGAGGCAAAAUGUUUCCAUAGUCGGCAAUUAUGUUUCAGAGAAGGCAGCCUCCAUAAAGGCAUUGUCAAUUGCUCAGUUACUAAAGUAUCUACUUUUUUCUGUAAUCAUUCCCUCGAGUUCAAUUGCAGAACUCGGUUUUGUUUGCAAUGGAGGGGAGAUGGUUUGGGGAGAAAUUUGCUUCCUGUGCAGUGUAGAGGGAUGCUGAAAAAUGUUGCUAUUGAUAGUGGGGAUGAAGUUGACGAAGGUGUGGACAGUUUUUUACCAAGUACGGAGAGGAAACCGAUUGACCAGAGGAGUUCUAAGAAACUUACAAAUUCUUCAACGCUGUGUUUAGAUGUACCCUUUGUAGAUAAUGAUGAAAAGACCAAUAAUGGUAUCCUUCUGGGUUUCUGCCAACGUGGGAAGUUAAAUCAUGCAAUAAGGUUGGUUGAUGUUAUGGUACGCCGUAAUCAGAUUCCCGACUUUCCUUCUUGCAUAAACAUAAUCAGGGGUCUUAUCAACAUUGAGCUUGUAGAUAAAGCUACGAGAAUCCUAAAAAGCAUGGUUAUGUCUGGUGGAAUUCCAGAUAUUAUAACUUACAACAUGAUGAUUGGUGGUCUGUGUAAGAGGGGAAAGUUAAGAUCUGCCAUGAAUCUCUUGGAGGAUAUGAGUUUGAGCGGUUGCUCUCCAGAUGUGAUUACCUAUAACACAAUACUCCGGUGCAUGUUUGACAAUGGGAACUUUAAUCAGGCUGUUGGAUUUUGGAAGGACCAACUAAGAAAGGGAUGCCCUCCAUUUGUAAUUACCUACACUGUUCUUAUCAAGCUAGUUUGCGAUCACUGUGGAACCUCACGGGCAUUGGAGGUAGUGGAAGAUUUCGCAACUGAAGGCUGUUAUCCAGAUCUUGUCACCUAUAAUUCACUGCUUAAUUUUGCCUGUAAACAUGGGAACUAUGAGGAUGCAGCUAUGGUCAUACGUAAUAUUCUUUCUCAUGGAAUAGAACCUAAUAUUGUAACUUACAACACCCUUCUCCAUUCACUUUGCAGCCUUGGAUGUUGGGAUGAGGUGGAUGAGAUCCUUGCGAUUAUGAAUGAAACUUCCCACUCUCCUACAGUGGUUACUUACAAUAUUUUGAUCAAUGGGUUUUGCAAAAAUGGGCUUUUGGAUCGUGCCAUCUCUUUCUUUGAUCAAAUGGUUUCGAGGGAUUGUUCACCUGACGUUGUAACUUAUAAUACUCUCUUGCGUGCUCUUUGCAGAGAAGGAAUGGUGGAUGAGGCCCUCAGGUUAUUUGGAUUUCUGAGUAGUAGCAGCUUUUCUCUUGGGUUAAUCACUUUCAACAUAGUGAUCGAUGGAUUGGCUAAAAAUGGCAAAAUGGAUAAAGCGAUCGAGUUAUAUGGUCUGAUGAAUGGAAAUGGGAUCACUCCUGAUGAUAUCACCCAUCGUUGUUUAAUUUGGGGAUUUUGCCAUUUAGAUCGAGUUGAGGAGGCUGCGGAGAUAAUGAAGGAGACAAAUAAGAGAAACCACAGGAUCGAUAUUAGUGCUUACAAGUUGGUAAUACUGGGAUUAUGUAGAACUAAGAAGUUGGAUAUUGCCAUACAAGUUCUGGAGAUGAUGAUCUCAAGUCGAUGCAAACCAGAUCAGGAAAUCUAUUCUACUUUAGUUGAAGGGGUGGCAGAUGCUGGAAUGACAGAAGAGGCUAAUGCUUUGAGCAAGAAGUUGAUAGAAUCUAAUAUUCUUAUAGAAAGCCACGCUGGACUAAGCAGAGACUAUGCAGGUUUUUGAAUUUAUACUGGUGCUCCUUUCACCAUCCAGGCAUCCAAUAUUUUGCUGGAAGUUGUUGACGACAAAUAAUACUAUAAGCAUUUUGGCCAAGUUCAUGAGCUUCUCUUGAUCGUCCUUUGUCACAAGAAGCUGUUGGAAGAGUGCUCUCAUGCAAUGUUCUUUCAUGGUAGAGGUCUGCCAUGCAGAUUUUGAUUCUGUGUAAUGAAGCAUCAAGGACUUUUUUUUCUCGAGUCUCGGGAAUGUUGAAUACUCUUCAAAUGCUUAAAACUCUUACUAGUCUUUUACCUAAAAUGGGUUUUGGUAGGAAUGCUGUUGAUUCGACAAUUUGUUCUCGUACGUGCUAUUUUCAAAUUUUGCUGCAAUGGUUUUUCUGGAUC
This is a messenger RNA of Tripterygium wilfordii, 2440 nucleotides long. RefSeq names its product pentatricopeptide repeat-containing protein At1g08610. NCBI's taxonomy places the organism in Eukaryota, Viridiplantae, Streptophyta, Magnoliopsida, Celastrales, Celastraceae. The transcript has 2 exons. The record is from RefSeq and is a predicted model, not a curated record. Gene Ontology annotation, molecular function: protein binding. Bases 267 to 2063 code for a protein of 598 amino acids.